Messenger RNA from Microdochium trichocladiopsis, 624 nucleotides. RefSeq names its product small GTPase superfamily. The record is from RefSeq and is a predicted model, not a curated record. Gene Ontology annotation, biological process: small GTPase-mediated signal transduction. Bases 1 to 624 code for a protein of 207 amino acids. Gene Ontology annotation, molecular function: GTPase activity; GTP binding. The transcript is spliced from 3 exons. NCBI's taxonomy places the organism in Eukaryota, Fungi, Ascomycota, Sordariomycetes, Xylariales, Microdochiaceae.
AUGCCGGCUCUCUGUGGAGGUUCAAAGACCGUACAGCGCAAGCUGGUCUUGCUUGGUGAUGGUGCCUGUGGCAAGACUUCUUUGUUGAACGUCUUCACCAGGGGAUAUUUCCCGACAGUGUAUGAGCCAACUGUGUUCGAGAACUACGUCCACGACAUUUUCAUUGACAACGUACACAUUGAGCUGUCGCUGUGGGAUACGGCCGGCCAAGAAGAAUUCGAUCGUCUCCGCAGUCUGUCCUAUGACAACACCGAUGUUGUCGUGCUCUGCUUCAGUGUCGACAGCAAGGACUCCCUGGAAAACGUCGAGAGCAAGUGGGUAGGCGAGAUCCAAGAGAACUGCCCCGGCGUCAAGCUCGUGCUGGUGGCCCUCAAGUGCGACCUGAGGGAAAAUGGCGACGAAGAGGAGGAGGGAGCUGCGCCACCUACGGAACAGCGCGAGAAGAAGCCAAUGAUCGACUACAACCAGGGUCUCGAUGUUGCCCGGCGCAUCAAGGCGAUGAGAUAUCUCGAAUGCUCUGCCAUGCGGAAUCGUGGCGUCAAUGAAGCUUUCACCGAGGCUGCCCGCGUGGCGCUCAGUGUGAAGCCUGCUGGAGAGAAGGACUCCAAGUGUGUGGUCAUGUAA